CUGGCCAGAUCUCUCUACACAGGUAAAAGAUGAAGCCAACAAUACAAAUGGCUUCAGGAAAUCUCACAUGGGUGACGGAGUUCAUUCUUGUGGGAGUCUCAGAUGAUCCGGAGCUCCAGAUUCCCCUCUUCCUGGUCUUCCUGGUGCUCUAUUUGCUGACCGUGGCGGGGAACCUGGGCAUCAUCACCCUCACCAGUGUUGACCCUCAACUUCAAACCCCCAUGUACUUUUUCCUCCGACACUUGGCUAUUAUUAAUCUUUGCAAUUCUACUGUCGUUGCCCCUAAAAUGCUGGUUAACUUCCUGGUUACCAAGAAAACCAUUUCAUACUAUGGAUGUGCAGCCCAACUGGGUGGAUUCUUGGUUUUCAUUGUGGCUGAGAUUUUCAUGCUGGCUGCAAUGGCCUAUGACCGCUAUGUGGCUAUUUGGAACCCUCUGCUCUACGCCGUAGUGGUGUCUCCAAAGGUGUGUCGUCUGCUGGUGUCCCUCACAUACCUUCAGAGUCUUAUCACAGCACUGACUGUCUCUUCCUGUGUGUUCUCUGUGUCAUACUGUUCUUCCAACAUUAUCAACCAUUUUUACUGUGAUGAUGUCCCUUUGCUAGCAUUGUCCUGUUCUGAUACCUACAUUCCAGAAACAGCAGUCUUUAUCUUUUCAGGGAUUAACUUGUUUUUCUCCAUGAUCGUUGUUCUGAUAUCCUACUUCAACAUUGUUAUUACCAUUUUGAGGAUACGUUCCUCAGAAGGACGACAAAAAGCCUUUUCCACCUGUGCUUCUCACAUGACAGCUGUGGUUGUGUUCUAUGGGACUCUCCUUUUCAUGUAUUUGCAACCCAGGAGUAAUCAUUCAUUAGAUACUGACAAAAUGGCUUCGGUCUUCUACACCCUGGUGAUACCAGUGCUGAGCCCUCUAAUCUACAGCCUCAGGAACAAGAACGUGAAGGAUGCACUAAAGAGGUUCCUAGAUAACCCAUGCCGAUCACUCAAACUAAUGUAAAUGUAAAGCUAAAACUAUCUUCCUUUAGUGCUUUUUGUUUUUUCCUGAAAACUGCUGUGUUUUAAAAAAAAAGUGUCAAGAAAUUUUUAGAAAUUCCAUUCAUUUCAGUGGGAAAUGUUUAAUUGUUCUUAUGUCAACCUCACAUACCCAAAUAAGAAAACAAUAUCUAUAAUUAAUAAAAAUAAUUUGAAAAUAAUAACAGUUUAUAGAUAACUUAUAGAUAAAAUGUAAGCCACUAAAGGGUUUUUAAAAUAAUUUCCAAACAAGGAAAAGAAUGCCUGAUAGUGCGUGUGGAGGUAUGUGGCAUCAUUUCUUGGAAGGUGGUCAAAACUCAGAUCAUCCUCCUUGCAAGAGAUGUCUUUUGUUCAGCUACUAAAAAUUAUAUUUUUAGUUUUGUAGCAUUUUAUCCAUCAAGUUCAACUUUUGUGGAACCAUUUUUAUCUUGUAUUUAAAAAUAAAUUUUUUUAUCACAGAAAAACUACACAUGGAAAUAAGACUUAAGGGAAAACAGGCUAACAAAUUUUUAAAGGGGAUUUUCUUUUUUCAUUGUUCUCAGUUGGUGUGUGCACCCAAAGCUAAAUGUUGAUGUUCUCUCAAAUAAGACACACAACUUUUUUCCAUCUCAUCAUAAAACAUUUGUGUAAAGUUAAUUGCCUUUGUUAUGAAACUAUAAUACCAAACACAACUACUUUUAGCAUUUUCAUUCAGUGUAAUUUGAAAUGAAAUUUUAUCAGACAAAAUUUUUUAAAAAUAAUAUUUUCUUAAAGAUGUCCUCCUGUUUUUUUUUAAGUUGAUAGUUACUAUGAACUACAUCUCUUUGCAUGUAAAAGGCUACUAAUGCAUGAUGGAGUGAGGGAGAGUGGCACUUAUAUGUGAAAUAAAGGUAGUGUCUGGAAAUAAAGUACAGUUAUAAUAUUUUCAGGAAGGUUAGAAGCAUACUCAAUCUGGGGACUGUGUGACUCAAAUCAAUAUUUCAACUUCUAACUUUAGCCUUAAAGGAGCAGAAUCACUGAAGGCAGGAAAAAUCACACUAUAUGAGGGAUAUUUCUGGUCUCAAGGGCAACAUUAAUAAUAGUUCUAUGGCAUUUGCCUUUAUGUUACUUAUCUGUUUAUUUGUGUAUCUUUUUCUACUUUAUGAUGUGUGUAUUUGGCUUCAUCAACUGAUAUAAUUGUAACCAGAGAACUAUACUUCCCAUUAGAAACAAUUCUUUUGGGUCUGGCUAGAUGAAUAGCAUUGGAGUAACAGGGCUAAACUCACACUUGCAUUUAUACCAAUGUUAUGCAUAUUACUAAAUUAGUUAAGGUCAAUAAGAAGUACUCCAGUGUUUUCUACCUUUUAGUUUGGCUUACACAUGUGUAUUUUGUAAAAAUAAUGAUGUUGUCUCUUAUAUUCGUUUUCUAUUGCUACUGUAAGAAAUCACUACAAACAUAGUAGCUUGGAACAACCCAAAUGUAUUAUCCCACAUUUCUAGGGGUCAGAAGGUCAAAGUGGAUCUCAUGAGGUUAAAACCAAGGUGUUGGCAGUCUGUAUUCCUACAGGAAUCUCCGGGACAAUCUAUUUUCUUGCUUUUUCCAGGUUCUAGAGGUUGCCUACAGCACUUGGCUUAUGUUCUCCUUCCAGUCAGCAAUCUCAUCACUCUGACCUCUGCUUCCACUGCUGUGUCUCCUCUGCCUUUCACCCUCUUCUUCCCUCUCUCCCCUGUGAUUGUCUUGGACUCACACAGAUAAUCCAUAAAAGCCUCCUCAUCUCAUGAUUCUUAAUCACAUCAGCAAAUUCCCUUUUCCAUGGAAUGUGACAUGUUCAGAUAGAUUCCUGUACCUGUCUUAUUCAUUAGUGCUCAAUGGUAUAGUCUUACAAAAGUUGACAUGCUAUAUAUCCUUUCUACAUUA
Pan troglodytes (chimpanzee) is the source of this 2885-nucleotide messenger RNA. Its product is annotated as olfactory receptor 8J2. Gene Ontology annotation, cellular component: membrane. The record is from RefSeq and is a predicted model, not a curated record. The transcript is spliced from 2 exons. Gene Ontology annotation, molecular function: olfactory receptor activity; G protein-coupled receptor activity. Gene Ontology annotation, biological process: G protein-coupled receptor signaling pathway. The coding region runs from base 30 to 995 and encodes 321 amino acids. Lineage: Eukaryota; Metazoa; Chordata; Mammalia; Primates; Hominidae.